Messenger RNA from Durio zibethinus, 465 nucleotides. Lineage: Eukaryota; Viridiplantae; Streptophyta; Magnoliopsida; Malvales; Malvaceae. The record is from RefSeq and is a predicted model, not a curated record.
AUGAUUCUUUUGGUUGGCAGUGAAUUCUUGCAGCAGCACCAAAGUCUUCUGCCAACCAAAAUAAGAGAAACCAUUAUUCUUGUCCUUAAGGCUAUUAUGGCAAGUUUGAAUGUUUAUGUUGCUGUAGGAGUUCUAGCUAUUAUGGCAAUUAGUGGAGCAGUCAUGGCACGAGAUGUUGAUCCAAUCAAGGCAUAUGACUGUGAAAACAAAAGAAAGAUGACAUGGAAUUGUAUUAAUGAAGUUUUUGCAAGCAUAUUCAAAACUGGAACUGUCAGUGAUGAAUGUUGUCAUCAACUGGUCAAUCUUGGCCUAACAUGCCAUGAAGCAUUGGUGAAGAGAACACUUCAAAAUCCUUUGUUCAAAAAUAAUGAUAAAUUGGUGAUCUUUUCAAAGACUGCACAAAUAUGGAACAAUUGUAGUUUAGUUGGUGAUGUUUCACCUAGUCCUUCUCCUCGAGGAAUUUAG